Suillus bovinus is the source of this 876-nucleotide messenger RNA. RefSeq lists its product as uncharacterized. The coding region runs from base 1 to 876 and encodes 291 amino acids. The transcript has 4 exons. The record is from RefSeq and is a predicted model, not a curated record. Lineage: Eukaryota; Fungi; Basidiomycota; Agaricomycetes; Boletales; Suillaceae.
AUGUCUGAAGCGCUUUUCAAGUCCUUUGCUAUUGUCGGUGCAGGCCCUCACAUCGGGAUUCCUAUCGUGAAGGCAUUCCUGGCCAUUGGCGCGCCAAUUCUCGUCAUUGCCCGGCCGACUUCAACAAACACCUCUGCACUCCCUGGCAAUGAUCCUAACCUAAAAGUUGUGCGCGCAGAUUAUACAUCUGCAUUUGAGGUCUCAGCAAUUCUUCGUGAAAACAAAGUGGACGUCCUCAUUUCUACAGUUACAUUUGUUUUCGGAGGGGUAGUUGUACAACACGUUCUCGCGGACGCUGCGAAGGAGGCGGGUGUAAAGCUCUUUGUACCCAGCGAGUUCGGCGUACCGCCAGGAGCAGUCGGUCUAGCUCAUGAAAAGCAUGCUUUUGCAGUCUAUGCAAAAUCGAUUGGAUUGCCGACUCUCCGCAUCUAUAAUGGAUUAUUUAAUGACUUCGUGCCCUGGCUCACUGCACUAACUGAAACUGGCAAGUUUCAUAUCGUGGGCAAAGGAGAUAAGCCAGGAUCCUUCACUGCGAUAUCCGACGUCGCAGGAUAUGUGGCUCACGUUCUUACCACUCAACCGCCAUCUCAUCUACUUGAUGUUGAACUCCGCAUCGAGGGACAACGUGCAACGCUCUCUGAGAUCAGUGCCCUAUACAAAGGAAGCGUAACUGUGGUACACUGUGAUGCCCUUCCUACAGAAGGUGUACCCGCCGCGGAUGUCUGUACGAGCUACCAGCAGCGUUUUGACAUCGGAGCAGCAAGUUGCGGCUGGAACCCCGAUACACAGACCGAUGACGCGGAAUUAGCGAGCAAGGGCAAUUCACUGUGGGAGGGUCACCACUGGCUGACUGUUAGGGAGGUUCUUGGGUUGUAA